Messenger RNA from Onychomys torridus (southern grasshopper mouse), 1967 nucleotides. It is a transcript of the gene Vrk3, whose product is annotated as VRK serine/threonine kinase 3. Gene Ontology annotation, cellular component: nucleus; cytoplasm. NCBI's taxonomy places the organism in Eukaryota, Metazoa, Chordata, Mammalia, Rodentia, Cricetidae. The transcript has 15 exons. Gene Ontology annotation, molecular function: ATP binding; protein serine/threonine kinase activity. The record is from RefSeq and is a predicted model, not a curated record. Gene Ontology annotation, biological process: signal transduction; peptidyl-serine phosphorylation. Bases 302 to 1657 code for a protein of 451 amino acids.
AAAGCGCCAGAGAGGCCGAAUGAGGGUGAGCAAUGAGGGACUGGAAUAAUCUCUCUUCCAGCGCCUCCUAGUUAUGGAGGCGUGCCGCUCAGCCUUCUGGGAAAUGGAGUUCCCAGCGGGACUUGGGGGGGUCAAGUUAGAGGGAGUUGGCGGCGCUUGCGAAGGGUGCGCGCGCAGCAUCCCCUUCUCCGGUUUCCUCCCCGCCCCUCCCCCCGGAAGUUUCUUCUGGACAACUGAAAAGGCUAUCAAGAUGGAGUUUCCAACUCAGUGAUCCAGAGAUUACACCCUGAGUCCACAAAGCAUGAUCUCCUUCUGUCCAGUCUGUGGCAAAAGUGUCAAAGGCUCAUUCAAGUUCUGCCCGUACUGUGGCAAGGCCCUGCCUGUGGAGGAGCAUGCAGAAGCCCAGACUGGCACUACACGGCUUGUGCCAUCCUUUAGAGGCUCAAGGAGAGAGCUGAACUCUAGUUCUGAAACCUCUCCCAAGAAAGUGAAAUGGUCACACACUGUCACCUGUCUCCCACCCUCCCUCCUCUCUGACUGUGACGGUUCUGAAGAUACCUGGACUUCUCCUGAGAGAGCCACAGGUACCUGGCGCAGACCCCCAACCCCCAGAGGCAGCCCACAGUCCUCCAGGCUAAGUCCUCAGACACUGAAGCGGAGCCGAGUGACCACCUCACUCCAGGCUUUGCCCACGGGGACAGGGCUGACAGACAAGAAAGGGCAGCACUGGACACUCAGGGCCCUCCAGACCCGGGGUGACCAAGGCAUUCUCUAUGAAGCUGAGCCCUCUUCUGUCCCACCCUGUGAGUCAGGGGCUCGGAAGCACAGGUUCUCACUCAAACUGGACUCCAAGGAUGGGCGCCUUUUCAACGAGCAGAACUUCUUUCAGAGGGCAGCCAAGCCUGCACAAGUGAACAAGUGGAAGAAACAGUUCCUGGUUCCGCUCCUGGCCAUCCCCACAUGCGUCGGCUUUGGCAUUCACCAAGACAAGUACAGGUUCCUGGUGUUCCCCAGCCUGGGGAGAAGCCUUCAGUCAGCCCUGGAUAACACCCCAAAGCAUGUGAUAUCAGAGAGAUGUGUGCUGCAGGUGGCCUGCAGGCUGCUGGAUGCUCUAGAGUUCCUCCAUGAAAAUGAGUAUGUUCAUGGGAACCUGACAGCUGAGAAUGUCUUUGUGAAUCCAGAGGAUCUAAGCCAGGUGACCCUGGUGGGCUAUGGCUUCACCUUCCGCUACUGCCCAGGUGGCAGACAUGUGACCUACAAAGAAGGCAGCAGGAGCCCACAUGAGGGAGACCUGGAGUUCAUUAGUGUGGACACGCACAAAGGAUGUGGGCCCUCCCGCCGCAGCGACCUCCAGACCUUGGGCUACUGUAUGCUCAAGUGGCUUUAUGGGUCCCUGCCAUGGACAAACUGCCUUCCCGACACUGAGGAGAUCACUAGGCAGAAGCAGAAGUUUCUGGACAGCCCCGAGCUCUUCGUGGGACUUUGUAGCCGCUGGAACAGAGCCACAGAGACCCUGCAGGAAUUCCUGAAGGUGGUGAUGGCCCUCAGUUACGAGGAGAAGCCGCCUUAUGCCAUGCUCAGGAACUGUCUAGGAGCCCUGUUGAAGGAUCUGCGGGUGUCACCCUAUGACCCCCUGGACCUCAGGAUGGUGCCUUAGGUGGAAUCCAGAGCUUCCGACUUGCAGCUUGAAAUAGAAUGUGAAGUAGUGUGUCAAGGCCUUCUGUUUGAACUCAUACACCCCUAAAAGAAUCCCUUGAGUGCAUCUCGCCACUCCCUUCGGACAUGUGAAGCAACCCUCUCAGUGUUGGAGAACCUGAGUCAUCUCCCGUAAUGUGAAACUUCCUCAUCCCUCCACAGUUGGGAAUGGAGAUGACUGGAUGCUGGUGGUAGCGGUGGCCACUCCCUAGGGCCCUCCAUCCAUGGGCAUUCCUGUGAUUCCAUAAUAAACUUUUUAAUCAAUGCCUGGA